Molecule: messenger RNA, 579 nt
Organism: Psylliodes chrysocephalus
Lineage: Eukaryota; Metazoa; Arthropoda; Insecta; Coleoptera; Chrysomelidae
Source: the annotation of a GenBank genome assembly
CUACUUAUUAAAAUAAAUUUAAUGGAUUUGUCUUCAAUUGUUUUUAGAUUCCUAAUUGCUGCCUAUCUGUAUGCUGUGGAACGAUUUGCAAUAAAGUCAAUAACACAUAAAUUUUUAAUCCGCGGUCACACGCAAAACGAAACAGAUGCUAUCCAUAGCAUAAUUGAAAAAAAAAUUAGAAGAUCAAAAAAGUCUGGACCCAUUUAUGUCCCAGACCAAUAUGUAUCGAUGAUCCGUGAUGCAAAAAAAAGGAAAUAAGAUUGAUGUUAAAGAAAUGGGAUUUGAAAGUUUCUAUGAUCUGAAAACAUUAAUUGACGACAUGGGCCUAAACAUUGCUAAAAAUGUUGAUGGUAAUGAAUUUAAAAUAAAUGAAGUUAAGAUUUUGGAGUUUCAGAAAGGAAGUGAAUUAAUUCGCUAUAAAACUAGCUAUGGGCAAGCUGAAUGGUCUUCUUUAAAUUUCAAAGCUAAAAGAAGACGAUCCGAUCUACAAGACAUUAAAAAUGUUACACUUAAAAAAGCUUACUCAAAGCCUUUGCAGUUAUCCGAAAAUAAAAAAGGGAUAUAAAAAGUUUAAUAGAG